This is a messenger RNA of Dibothriocephalus latus, 603 nucleotides long. The record is from the annotation of a GenBank genome assembly. NCBI's taxonomy places the organism in Eukaryota, Metazoa, Platyhelminthes, Cestoda, Diphyllobothriidea, Diphyllobothriidae.
GGCACUGAAUUGAAUGGGGACGACGCCUUGCCCAGUCCCGAGUACCUGGAGCACAAACUGGAGGAGCUUGAAUUUGCCAUUCGCCGAGAAGAGGCCACCUAUAAAAGAGGCCUUGGAGAAGUCGAUAGUUCCAAAUACCUCGGAGCGAGGUCGCUACCCGAUGGCCAGAGUAAGGAUGACAUUAUCUCCCGAAUUGACGCAGCACGACGAGUGUUCUCUAGCCUUUGGAAGUACUUAUGGACCCGACGCGAUAUUUCCAUCUCAACAAAGAUCGGCGUGUACCGUGCAUCUGUACGGUCCGUUAUUCUAUACGGAUGCGAAUGUUGGGCUCUGCGCGUGGAAGAUGAACAGAAACUGGAAGUCUUUGACCACUACUGUCUGAGAAACGUCCUUCAAGUGAAGUUCACCGACUUCGUCUCAAAUGAGACAGUCCGCACUCGCUGUGACAACAUCGCAAGGAUACUCCAGGCAAUCCAAGAAAAGCGACUAAAGUGGUUUGAAAACGUUCUUUGUCGUCAACCUCACGAGCUCAGUGUUACUGCCCUUGACCUGAAACCGUUACCUAAUUGGAAACGUCGAAGUAGGAGUCAGUUCAAAACCUGA